Molecule: messenger RNA, 657 nt
Organism: Penicillium angulare
Lineage: Eukaryota; Fungi; Ascomycota; Eurotiomycetes; Eurotiales; Aspergillaceae
Exons: 2
Coding region: 1-657 (218 amino acids)
Source: RefSeq, a predicted model, not a curated record
AUGCGGAUCCGUUACCCGUUCGCAGGUGCCUUCACCUUCCUGAUGAUCCUAGCCGGAUACAUCGGCCUCCUUCCACACAGCACAACAUCUACAAUCCCAUCAAAUCUCCAACCAAACGAUAAAUUCCUCCACCUAUUCACCUUCUUCCUACUAUCCUUAACCUUCUACUGGAUCAUCGACACAACUCGUCGCCGCACUUUACAUCUCACCCUCCUCAUCUGUACACUGGGUCUCGGUGUCGGAUCCGAAGUCAUCCAGGGAUUUCUCCCUAACGACCGUCCUUUCGACCCAUUCGAUAUCGUCGCUAAUGUCGUCGGGAGCCUCGGCGCAGUAGGUCUGUGCGGUUGGUACCACCGUCGCAUGUUGGAUCGUCGUCGGAAGACCCGUUUCGGUGUUAAUGAUGGAGGAGCCGAUGAUGUUGAGCUCGGCGUUGGUGUUGGUCAUUCGCGCGAAGAAGAGGAAGGUCUCGGGCCGCAGGAAUCCGGGGUUAUGUCCCUUGAGCAGCAGGUCGAUAAUUGGGACGAGAAUGCGGUUGAUAAUUGGGAUACUGAGGAUGGUCCUGGGCCAUCUACAAGGAAUAGUUCUCCGCCUGGCUACGAGGAUCGGAAGAGUAGUGCGGCUGAGUUGAUGGACCCUGCGGUUAAGCGGAAUGAUUAG